Penaeus monodon (black tiger shrimp) is the source of this 4742-nucleotide messenger RNA. Its product is annotated as netrin receptor DCC-like. The record is from RefSeq and is a predicted model, not a curated record. Lineage: Eukaryota; Metazoa; Arthropoda; Malacostraca; Decapoda; Penaeidae. Gene Ontology annotation, biological process: cell-cell adhesion. Gene Ontology annotation, molecular function: protein binding; cytokine receptor activity. Gene Ontology annotation, cellular component: membrane.
UAAUUCUCCAUUUUUCUUUUUUCUUUUUUUUUCCCAAACAGCCUUACAGAGGUUCGAGGAGGAACCCGAGGACAUGGAGGUGUUCGAGGGCGAGCGAGCGCGUUUCCCUUGCUCGGUGAGGGGCAUGGGAGGCGGAAUAGGGGGGGAGAGAAGAGGCGGAAUAGGGGGAACGGAAGAGAGAAGAGGAGAAGGAGGAGGAGAAGGAGGAGGAGGAGGAGGAGGAUGGGAUAUUACGUUCUCCUCGUCGCUUGCGCCUCCGAUGUCCUCGGCUUCUUCGUCGUCUUCGUCUUCGUCGUCUUCCUCGUCUCUCUCCGUCACCGUUUCGUGGUUCAAGGACAGUCAGCCGCUGGAGGUCGACUCGCGGAUGACUCUCCUGCCCUCGGGAGCGCUGGAGAUCGAGAACGUGGUGUCUUCCGACGAGGGUGAAUAUUACUGCCACGCGUCGAGCUUUGACAAGACGAAGGUGUCGCACACGGCCACGCUUAGGGUGAAGGCGGCCUUCGCGCUGCGUGACCCCACGGCCCCUGCCUUCGUGGCCACGCCGCCCCCGUCGCUGGUGGCCCGGGUGGGGGGCGUGGCGACCCUGGACUGCGCGGCCAACGGCUACCCCGAGCCGGCGGUCGUCUGGCUCAAGGACGGAGCCACCAUCGACAUGGCGCACCUCGACACGCGUUUCCACUUCCUGGGAACGACGCGGAGCCUGCAGAUCGCGCCCCUAAAGGAGGAGGACUCGGGGGCGUACAUGUGCCGCGCCGAAAACAGGGAAGAUUCGGUCGAUGCCGUCGCCCAUUUGGAGGUUUUGGUACCCCCGCGCUUCGUCCGCGAGCCCACCAACGCCGUCGGCUACGAGAAGGAGGACCUCGAGCUAGAGUGCCAGGCGUACGGGAGGCCCACGCCGCACGUGCAGUGGCUCAAGAACGCGGAGCUCAUCCACGAGAGUAAUUAUUUCCAGAUGGUGAACGGCCAGAACCUGAAGAUCUUGGGGCUGGUCGAAGGCGACGCAGGGAUGUACCAGUGCGUGGCGUCCAAUGCGGCGGGAUCGGCACAGGCCAGCGCCCAGCUUAGGGUCCUCAAGUCGAAUAUACCCGAGAGCAGAACGCACAAGACGACCCCAGAGGCGGAAACGAGCGAACGAGAAGAAGAAGAAGGAGAAGGAGGAGGAACAGGAGGAGGAGGAGAGAGGAGGAGAGAGACGAUUCGAGGAAACGCCGCGCGUCGGACCCGAGGAAGACGACGAGGAAGACGAAGACGAGACGUCGUUGCUUCCCGACCAGCCCUCUCGCCGCGCCGGUUGCAAGCGAUCAUUGCAAGCAACAGGUUCAUCACCUUGGCCUGGCACGAACCCAGGUUCAAUAACGAACACAUCGUUGGCUAUUCGGUCUUCUACCGGCAGGAAGGCUCUCUGAGGGAACGCGUCCAGAACGUGAGCGCCAGUUCGUCGAGCGAGGGCCUGGACGAGUACAAGACGCAGAUCGGGCAGCUGAGCCCCGGGACGCAAUACCUGGUCCGCGUCGUGGCCCACAGCGCGAAGGGUGGCCCAGGGUUGUCCAGCGCCGAGGUCCGCGUGAGCACCAAACCUGACCUGGACCUCCCGCCCGCGCCCCAGGGCCUACGCGUCACGCCCCUAUCCCCCCGGUCCUUGGUGGUCGUGUGGGAGGGACACCCCCAGGGGACGCCCUCGCCUCCUCCUCCCCCCCCAUCCUCCCCCUCCUCCUCCUCCUCGGGUCUCUUAGGGGGGGGAGACGAGGCGAAGAAGAGGAGGAAGAAAGUGGAAGAGGAAGAGGAGGAGAAGAGGAGGAGGAGGAAGGAGAAAACGCCGGUAACGGGCUACGUGAUGUAUUAUAUGCAGGUCGGCUCGGCAGAGGAACACGAGGUGGAGGUCAGCCCGACGGCGACCCAACAUGACCUGGAGGGCCUGGACGAGUUCACAGAGUACAGUGUAUGGCUCGUGGCGGUCAAUGCCAACGGGGCGGGCGACGCGACGCGGGAGGUCACGGCGCGGACCUUCUCAGACGUCCCAACGAGGGAGCCUCAGAAUGUGACGGUGGAGGCGGCGAGCUCUAGGAGUCUCAUCCUACGCUGGGAGCCCCCCCCACCCCAGGACCAGAACGGCGUCAUCACGGGCUACAAAAUCCGCUACAAGGAACGGGGUAAGGCGGGCUCGACCAAGACCAAGACGACUGACGGAAACCGCAGACUCUUCGCCCUCACCGACCUGAAGAGGAGCACGCAGUAUUCGAUUAAGCUCGCCGCCCUCACGGUGAACGGGUCCGGCCCCUCGACCCACUGGAUCCCAGCCGAGACCUUUGCCAACGACCUCGAUGAGAACCGCGUCCCCGAUAAGCCCACCAGCCUUAGAGCAUUGGCCAUGAAGGAUCAUAUCAGCGUGAAGUGGCAACCUCCGCAGCUUCAGAACGUGAUGGUGCGAGGCUACACCAUUGGCUGGGGCAAGGGGAUACCCGACGUGUACUCCAAGAUCGUUGACAGCAAGCAGAGGAGUUACGUCAUUGAAGGAUUAGAGCCCAACGCAGAGUACGUCAUCAGCUUACGAGCGUUCAACAGCGUGGGUGACGGACAGCCAGUCUACGAGCAGGUCCGCACGCGGCCCCCAGAACCCCCCUCUGCCCCUACCCUCACCCCCCCAGUUGGGCUUAAAGCGGAGGUCCUCACGCCCUUCACCGUCGCUCUGCAGUGGACGGAUACGACGCUUAAUCGAAAUCAGUACAUCAGCGACACCCGGUUCUACACGGUGCGCUACACGACCUUCGCCUCCGCCACGUCCUCCAGCCCCCGGUUCCGCUACCGCAACGCCUCCGACGUGACGUGCCUCAUCGACAACCUCAAACCCAACACGGUGUACGAGUUCGCCGUCAAGACGAUUAAGGGUCGCCGCGAGUCGCCCUGGAGUCUGGUCACCUCCAACACGACCCUGCAGGCUCGCCCCUCGUCGCCCCCAAGGGACAUCACCGUCGUCCCCAUCCCUGGCGAGCCCCACACCAUCGUCUUCAACUGGCAGCCCCCGAAGCAGGCCAACGGCAAGAUUACAGGCUACCUCAUCUUCUACACGACGGACGCCAACGGAGACUGGGUCAUGGAGGAGGUGAAAGGGGACCGCAUGACCUUUCGCGUGCAUGGCUUGACCCCCGCCACGCUCUACUACUACAAGAUGCAGGCGCGGAACGUCAAGGGGUUCGGACCCCUGUCUGGGGUCGGCAAUUUCACGACGGUGGUGGCGGGCCUGGACCGCGCGACGGCCGUGCCCCCGACCCCAGGCUGGUUUCUGGACCAGAGCAGCCUGGUGGUGCUGGCCGUGGCGGGGGUGGGGGGGGCGCUGACCGUGCUCGGGGCUCUGGUGGGCCUCGCCCUCUACUGCCGCAGGAGCAAGCCUAGGCACGCCAAUCUGUCGCACCGCGGGGGGGGCAAGUCCGGCGCGGGUCUCGGGGGCAGCGGCCUAGGGGGACCUGGGGGGGGAGGGCAGCCUGAGCUCAAACCCCCCGACCUGUGGAUCCAUCACGACCACCACUUGGAAAUGAAGAGCCUCGACAAGGGGGACGAGCGAGGAGGCAGAGACGGCAGGGGGGGUAUGUCCUCGCCCGACCGAGAGACGGCGGUUGAUCUUGCAGGUAAGGGUACAUGUGUACAUGUUCGUGUACGUGUGUGUGUGUGUGUGUGUGUGUGUACAUGUUCGUGUGUCUGUCUGGGUAUGUGUGUGUGUGUCUGGAUGAAGAGCCUCGACAAGGGGGACGAGCGAGGAGGCAGAGACGCCCGAGGGGGUAUGUCCUCGCCCGACCGAGAGACGGCCGUCGAUCUCGCAGGUCCCGACUUUGACCGUGAUGAUAAAAACAACACAUAUACUUCCACUUCGACCCUCGACAGACGCACGCCAUACCAGUCCACCUAUCUGCUGGUGGGCGGCAGCACGUCGAGCAGCGUGUACAGCGAGGGACCCCACUCCCUCCACCGCCCAGGGGGGGGAGGGGGAGGAGGAGGAGGGGGCUACUCCCUCACGCCGUUCCCUCCCCCCUCCUCCUCCUCCGUUGGGGGUCUGGGCAGCCUGGGAGGAGGGGUCGGGGGGGGUGGGGUCCCGCCCUCCACCUCGUCGCCUGCGGAGAACCCCUACAGCCCCAAUCCUACGAGUCUGGCUGCCAUGCUUGGGGGUCCCUCCAUAGGGGGUCCUGCCCUCCCUCCCCCUCCCCCACUCCUUGGUUCUUCCCUGGGGAGUAACGGCAGUCAGUACAGCUCGACCUUACCCGACGGAGGAGGCAGCUCGACCCUCGGGAAGCGCUCGGGGAAUCCCCUGAGGUCCUUCAGCGUCCCCGCCCCCCCGCAGUCGGCACCCACCACCCCCCAGCCCAAGCACAUGGUGGGCAUGCGGGCGCCGGGCGUGACGUCGCCCUUCAAGAAGCCCCCCCUCGCCCCCCCUCCCUCGGGCGGCGGGGGGGCGGCGGGCGCCAGGUGGGGCCCCGGGGGUGGGGGGGGGGGAGCCAUCCGCGUCGACGCUCUGCCCGAGCAUGAGGAAGCCAGCGAGGCCCUCCUCCACGGCUACUCGACGGAAGAACUAUCGCAGGAGAUGGCCAACCUCGAGGGCCUCAUGAAGGACCUCUCGGCCAUCACGGCCAACCAGUUUAAUUGCUAAGGACGAGGAAGUGGAGGAAGAGACGAUGAUGAAGAAGGAAUGGAAGAUGAUGAAGAAGGAAUGGAGGAAGAGAUGAUGAUAAAGAAGGAAUAUGAAGAGAGAGAAG